UAUAUGUGUGUAUGAACGUACGGGGCGCUCCCAGGGAAACGUAUUUCCGCCCUCUAGUGCCUGUUGUCUCGGCAAGAAGCGGACUCAGUUUCCCGGGUGUCGCUGCGGCACCCGCUCUUAAAUGUCAUUCUCCGCCCACCUGAGUUUGAACUUGCCGGCGGUAGUGGCGACUGACAGACUUUGACACAGUUCUAGCGUCCUUGAUUUGGGGAGGUUGAAGUCAAGAUUCGGCUCAUUGUACCCUCAUUUGAUACCUGUAUUUUAGAGUAUUCUGCUUUUUCCCCACUUCCCCAAGAACGCGUUCCCUAGUUCCAGAUUCGCGGUUUUGCUUUGGUACUACAUCAAUAGCCUAAGUAUCCCCCUCCCACUUUCCUCUUUCCAUGUAACACUCUGGCUUUUCCUGGCCUGCACCGCGGAUAUCUCGGUGUGGGAAGAGUGAGCAGGAACGUAGUCCUCAGUGUUCCAGGAUGAAUAGGAGACCUAGCUGGUCUGAUCAGCUUCAUGCAGUUCUCGCUUCAACUGAUGAAAAUAUGUCCCGGAUUAAGCAGAGUUUGUAUCCUCUACGAGUUUCCUCCACAGGGGACCUGGCUGACACCUGGAUUUCCCCUCAUCACUUGCCUCCUCAGCCAGAGGCUCAAGCUCCUCAGCCUUGGGCUCUAAAGACUCCCAUUCGUGGAGAGAGACUGAGCUGCUCCGAAUGUCACAGCUCAUCAUCUCUCUGGGAUGAAGUCACUAAACUCCGAUCCCAGCUUCAGUCUCAGGCUCAGGUGACUGAGGCUCUAAGGCAUGCUGUGCAGAAUUUGUUGAAGGAUCGGGAGCAGCAGAUGAACAAGAUCAGUGCUCUAGAAGCGUCACUGAAAUUGCUUCAGGAGGGCCCAAAAGGGAGAGCCCUUCUGGAGCAACGCCUGGAAGGGCUGAGAAAGGAACUACAGGGCCUUCGGAACCAGGUUCAAGAGCUAGUCCAAAUCCAAAUGAAAACGAGACCGGGAAAGUUCAGUAGUACCAGAGGCUUCCACAAAGAGCUACAGACUGAGCACCAGCUUUUGUGGGAAGAGUCAGAGAUUCUUCGGGAGGAACUGAAGUUGCUUCGAGACCAGCUGAGCCAGCAUCAGGAGUUGUUGCUGAAACAGAUGGCUGAUGGGCGCCAGGUUCAGGCCCGCAGCUGGAAGUCCUUGGAACACCUGCAGAGUGACCCGAAGAGCAAGGUUCAGACUUUGGAGGUCACCAGGACAGAGGCUCCUGAUGCCCAGAAGGAGGAGCCCUACCUCCUCAGGACCUCUGUUCAUGCCCGGCAAUCUAAGCUGCCUCUGGCCACCAUCUUCACCAUGUCUCUUUCUUCAUCUAGCUCUGAAGUCAGUCUUCCAGACUGUGACCGUAGCUGGGAACUUUUAAGGAAACUAGAUAGGGAACUUCAGAACACCCUUUCUAGCCUGGAACCCAGCAGAUCUCAGUCCCAUACCCACAGCCCUGGGCAAGAGGAUCUGUUCCUUCAGGGCCCCAAGGUCUUGCGGAGUGACCUGUAAGGACUUGUAAGAAGGAUGAGCUAAAUGAAGUGUCCACCGGAGGCAGUCUUCUCAUCCCCUCUGCUAUGUGCCCUCUUUCCUGAGGCAUCUCCCUGUCCAGCCAUUCCUGCUCCUCAGCUAGUUUAAAAUAAAGUGGCUUGGUGUCCCUGGUGUGUUUUCUAUGUGUCUUCACCCACAUGAGAUCGAAUCUGCUGGACAUUUCCUUCCCACCUCACUUCUUCCUGUGACCUGUGCCUCUGAUUUCUGACAUUUAUAGAUACACGUUUGACUCCCUGUUCAGGUGACCUUGGAAAGCAAUGAUUUCCCCUGGAAUGGUGAGUAAAUGGGUUCAGAUGUUGGUCUGAGGCAGUAUUGAUGAGAUCGCAGAGGAGCGUGUGCUACCCUGGUGGGCACUAGAUCUAGGCGGUCACACUGUCAGACUGCUUAUUGUAGUGGUAUUUCAUUUGUAUUUUAGUAAAUCAAGCUUGUCUGAAGAUCAGAGAGUAAAACAAACACCCUGGUCAGCCUCACAGACCACGCAGUGACAUCACACACCUUUAAUCCAAGUAGCCACACUAGUUUGUCAUAGAAACCAGGUAAUAGUGGUGCACACCUUUAAUCCCAGCCCUAGAGAGGAAUACAAGACAGGAGGAGACAGUUCUCAGCCAGUCUCAUUCUGAGGAUUCCUGGAGGCAGGAUCGCCCUAUUUGGACUGUAGUAGAGGUAAGAGGCAGUGGCUGGCUGCUUUGCUUUUCUGGUCUUCAGGUUGAACCCCAAUAUCUGUGUCUGUGUUUUUGUUAAUUGUGCUACAGUUUAUUGAGAUUUACUCCAGAUUCUCUACACCUCCUCAUCCUUAGCAGCUCAGCCUGUAUGGUUGUAGCAGGCUUCUCAGUUUCUGUGAAAUUGAGUCAUCUUCAAAAAUAAACAGACAAACCCCAAAACUUUUUCUUUUUGUUUUGUUUUUAACAGCCCUAGCUGUCCUAGAACUUUGUAGGUCAGGCUGGCCUUGAACUCACAGAAAUCUGCCUUCCUAUGCCUCUGAAGUGCUGAGAUUAAAGGUGACUCGGCCACUGCAGGGCUUAUUUAUUUCUUUUGAGAUAGGAUCUCUGUAUGUAGCCCUGGCUGUCAGGGAACUUGCUAUGUAGACCAGGCUGGCCUUGAAUUCACAGAGAUCUUUCUACCUCCAGCUUUCCUAUUGCUAUGAUUAAAGGUGUGUACUGCCACACCUAGCAAAAAAUAGUUUUAUUAUAACUUUUAUGAAGAAAUAUAAAAUCUUGUGAUUCAAAUUCUACUAUUUUCAUUUUUAAAAAUUAAUUUAUGUGUAUGGUUAUUCUGCCUGCAUGUAUGUCUGUGCACCAUCUAUAUGUAAUGUCCGCAGGGGCCGGAAGAAGGUAUCAGAUACUCUUGAACUCAAGUUAUACAUUUUUCUCUCAUUACUGAUGGUUGUGAGCAUCAUGUGGUUGCUAAGAAUUGAACUCAGGACCUCUGGAA
Molecule: messenger RNA, 2993 nt
Organism: Alexandromys fortis (reed vole)
Lineage: Eukaryota; Metazoa; Chordata; Mammalia; Rodentia; Cricetidae
Gene: Ccdc163
Product: CCDC163 homolog
Exons: 10
Coding region: 468-1523 (351 amino acids)
Source: RefSeq, a predicted model, not a curated record